UAAAAUAUUAUAACACAAAAAAAGAAAAGGAAACAUUAAGCAAAAAAACAGAUCUCCUACAACAAAACGCGCGCGUAACAACAACAAGUAUACAACAACAACAAAAACGUAAUAAUAAUACAUAAAAUCUAAACAAAUGUGCCUGUGAAAUAAUAAUAAAAAAAGAAGCAAGAAAGCUUCCCCAAAAAAUUAGAUGUAAAAGUGCAAAUACAUAAAAAAAUCCAAGCAAACAAAUAAUACAACCAGUAAAACAGCAAACAAAUAUUCCACAAAAAGAACUGGAAAUCAAUCCAAGAAGUACAGUAGAGCGUCCCUAAAAGCAUCAGCGUCGCAGGACGAAGUUCAGAAGGUAGAAGAAGCGUCGGAGCGGGACGUCGAUUUGUGUGUUGCGACCCCAAUUUGUUGGUUCUACUCCAAAAGUGGCACAAAUCGGGUUAGACGUCGCUCCCAGAGCAUUAAUGGCUCAGCCAAGGUAUGACGAUGGCCUACAUGGCUACGGCAUGGAUUCCGGUGCCGCUGCAGCGGCCAUGUAUGAUCCACAUGCCGGACACCGACCGCCCGGACUCCAAGGCCUCCCCUCUCACCACUCUCCGCAUAUGACGCACGCGGCUGCCGCGGCGGCCACAGUGGGCAUGCACGGCUACCAUUCGGGUGCCGGGGGUCAUGGUACACCUAGUCAUGUAUCGCCGGUCGGUAAUCACCUAAUGGGCGCAAUACCCGAAGUACAUAAACGUGAUAAGGAUGCCAUUUAUGAACAUCCGCUAUUCCCGCUUUUGGCGCUUAUCUUUGAGAAGUGCGAAUUGGCCACAUGUACGCCGAGGGAGCCCGGGGUGCAAGGUGGCGAUGUCUGUUCGUCGGAAUCGUUCAACGAGGAUAUUGCAAUGUUCAGUAAACAGAUAAGAUCACAGAAACCCUAUUAUACCGCAGAUCCCGAAGUCGACUCACUGAUGGUGCAAGCAAUACAAGUACUUCGGUUUCACCUUUUAGAAUUAGAAAAAGUGCACGAAUUAUGCGAUAACUUCUGUCAUCGGUAUAUAUCGUGUUUAAAGGGUAAAAUGCCAAUAGAUUUAGUGAUCGACGAACGGGACACCACCAAGCCACCGGAGCUGGGAUCGGCGAACGGAGAAGGGCGCAGCAAUGCCGACUCCACGUCGCACACCGAUGGAGCUAGUACACCAGACGUUCCCAGCACCCAAGACUUUUCACCGCUGGAGGAGACCUAUGCCAGCUAUCGCAUCAAACACGAGGCGGACUUUUAGUCCUGUCUCGAUUUUAAUCCUUUUACUCCCCCCCAUCAGUUCUCUAUAUAAUUAUACGGAAAAAAUCGAUCUAAUAUAGAGUUAAAGCUUAGCCAUGUAGUUUGUAACUAAAAACCAGUCUAGGCUGCGCUUGAAACAAAAUAUUGAAAAGAAAGAGAUAGAGAGUAUAGUUAAUUCCUAGAAAUUUCUAUCCCCACAUAUAUAUAUAUAUAUAAAUACAUAUAUAUUUUCUAAUGCUUAGUUUGAAAUUUUUAAUUUCCUUUAUUAAUUUCGGGAAUUUUUCAAUUUAGCAAACGUGUAUACGAUUUUUCUAAAAACAAAAACGUCCUUUUUCCCUUCGUGUGUUUUACAACACUGGAGCGAAACUUGCCAAAUAAUACGAGAAAAAAAUAAAAGAAGAUAUAUAAGGAUAUUUUCGUUAAUUACUUUUUUUUGUUUUUUGUUUUCAACUCUCUCAUCAUGCAACGCAUAUACGUAAAAAAGAGAUACCAGAAAAGCAAAAAGAAAACCCAAAAACCUGAGUUCAAAUGCAAAGUAUACGAAUAAAACAUUAUUGUUUAUUACCUAGAGAAACAAACAAAAAAUACGAAAAACGAUCGACAUUUUAAAUGAGCCGAGGAACUUUCAAGAACAAUUGAUAUACGUAAAGCAAACAGCAAAACCAACUAAAAACUAAACAAACUUUAAGCAUUUACUAAACGAAGCAAAUCGAAAACUACGCGAUACUAUUAUUAUUAAAUAAAUAUAGCGAGCAGGAGGAGGAAAGCUAAAUGUAAUUUAAUUGAAUUAGAAUGAAAACAAAAAUAUAGGAGCAGUCGAGAAACUUAGAGAACCCUCGCUACCCUACAAUCCCCCUCCCAAAAUUGUAUACUAUAGGGUACGUUAUAUAGUUCUUAGUCAGAGGACCCCUGAAACCCUUAACUUGCAAUACGAAAUGAUACAAGAGUAUCGAAUUCUUCUCUAGCUACCAAAACACACACUUUCUACUGCUAACUUCUACUACUAUUUUGAGUUGUAGAACAUUACUACUAAACAAAGAAAAAACUACAAAAUGCAAAAAAAAUGUACUUAAAUCGAGCUGAGAUCAGUCGAUCCAAGCAGCUCCUUCAGCUAUAUGGGCAGUCAUUUGUAUACUUAGACUAUAAUCAAACCGAUUUCCCAGCGGUUUAAUAUAGCCAACUAACUAAACAACAACAACAACAAAAAGCUUUUGUACUAUUUUUUCAAAAACUACCAAGAAAAUGGAGGGAAAACUUUCUUGCAAAAUUAUGAAAAAUUAAAAUAGUUGUUGUACUUUGUCUCAAAACCUUAAAAACCCUAAAAAAAAACUAAAAACCUUGUAUGUAAGAAACUAAAUUUAAACUCGAAAAAAUUGCUGUAAUUAUGUAAUAAUUUUCUGUUAGCAUAAUUCGCCGCUUUUUAGUUAAAAAAGAAAAACUGUUGCAAAAAAAAAAGGAGAGAAAAACACUUUGUUUCCUAUGAUUUAAUGUGUGAGCUUUUUGCAUUUUCGU
Molecule: messenger RNA, 2770 nt
Organism: Drosophila serrata
Lineage: Eukaryota; Metazoa; Arthropoda; Insecta; Diptera; Drosophilidae
Gene: hth
Product: Meis homeobox homothorax
Biological process (GO): regulation of DNA-templated transcription
Molecular function (GO): DNA binding
Source: RefSeq, a predicted model, not a curated record